Molecule: messenger RNA, 978 nt
Organism: Aspergillus alliaceus
Lineage: Eukaryota; Fungi; Ascomycota; Eurotiomycetes; Eurotiales; Aspergillaceae
Product: phosphotransferase family protein
Exons: 2
Coding region: 1-978 (325 amino acids)
Source: RefSeq, a predicted model, not a curated record
AUGUCUCCCUCUUUAAGUGAUCAUUCCUUUCUUGAUGUUGACGCGCCCGAUAAACUGUGUAAAGUUAUCCAGCGUAUCUUUACUUCCGCUAUCCAUGUCAGCAGCGUUUCUCCUCUUAACGGUCACCUACACCCACUUUGCCUUAUAUCACUAUCUAAUGGAGCUCGUCUCCUCUUGAAGUGUUCACCGACCCCGAUGACGCCGUUACUACGGCGGGAGAAAUUGAUACUAGAUACAGAAGCUCGUGCACUGGCUUUACUCAAACAAAGUGGGAUCCCUGAUAUUCCACCGAUCUUAUAUUACAAUUCUCGUGGUAGAUUGUGCGAGCCCACCUUUCUAAUGCGACAUUAUGUUACCGGGUCAACACUACAUGAGAUGGAGCCCUGGCUUACGCUACAGAAUCGAAAAGAUAUCGACCGACGCUUGGGAGUCCUUGCCUACAGGAUCGGACAACAUGUAUCCGACUCCUUUGGAACUCUGGAACAGGUAGCUAGCGGAGCUGGAAGACGAUCCUGGCGAGAGGCGUUUGUUAUUCUGUUUGAAAGCAUCCUUCGUGACUCGGAAGACGUCUUUGUCAACCUUCCUUAUGCUGAGAUUAGGCACCAGCUCAGUCGAUUAUCACCAGCACUUGAGGAGGUUACUCGACCACAGCUAGUGACCAUUGACUUUGGCCGACCUGCGCAAGUGCUAGUGGAUCCCGAAUCCAAACAGCUGUCUGGGAUUGUAGAUUUGGGUAAAGCAAUAUGGGGUGACGUCUACAUGGCCGAAAUCUUUGAAGAACCAUCGUCUUCCGUGCUGGAUGGCUUUGGAACGCGGCGGGUGAAAAGUAAGAUGGAGAGGAUACGGCAGCUUCUGUAUGCUUGUUAUCGUUCUGUUGAAAGAGUCACCGUGCAAUACUAUCGGAAUAGAGACAUGAUCGCGGAGAACGAUGCGAGGAGGCGGUUAACGACGAUAUUGACGGAGAUGGCAGCUAUGUAA